Messenger RNA from Aphanomyces invadans, 2370 nucleotides. RefSeq lists its product as hypothetical. Gene Ontology annotation, cellular component: membrane. NCBI's taxonomy places the organism in Eukaryota, Oomycota, Saprolegniomycetes, Saprolegniales, Verrucalvaceae. Gene Ontology annotation, molecular function: monoatomic ion channel activity; calcium ion binding. The coding region runs from base 59 to 1924 and encodes 621 amino acids. Gene Ontology annotation, biological process: monoatomic ion transport; transmembrane transport. The transcript has 5 exons. The record is from RefSeq and is a predicted model, not a curated record.
CGUCGUGCCUGUUUCAUGAGGCUGUGCCAGGUCGUGAUUUGCAACGCAGGUGAACACCAUGGCGGCCAUGCCCUCGUCCAUGACGCUUCGGCGUUCCCUCUCGUCAUACAACAUCCUGACGGUCCAGGAUGUCGUCGAAGCGUACGACAGUCGCAACGAGUUCAAAGCAAUCUUCAUCACGCCAGUUGUGUACGUUUUCUUUUUCAUCUUUUUUGCGUCCGCCGCGUUGACGCACGUGCCGAUUGAGACCAUGUUUCCAUCCCAAAAUGGGCUCUAUUCGACGCUCGUCACGUCCGGAUCGGACACACUCACACCCGAGUCACCGAUGCAAUUCAAGAACAUUCAGUCGCACGCGGAUGUGUUUGCAUGGCUCACCAACACGUUCGUCCCGACCGUGUUUGCCUCGACAGACUAUAACAAUGACACGAUCCCGAUCGACCAAGUCGGUCGCAUUGCGUCGUUUCAAAUCAUCGUCGGCGCGGUCGAAGUCAAAGUGUACGUGGCGCCCGUCGUGCCGUGCAAAGACUCGGUGUCGCUCUCGGCCAUCUACAACACAUGCCACGACUAUGAACACGUCCAAGAGACCAAGCCGUGGUACUUGAGUCCCAAGCUACCCGGCCCUGAAAUCUACGACUGGGUUGACCACGUCAAGCAAUCUCGUUCCCUUGUCAACACGUCGACUACUGCCCUCCAUAUCAACAUCGCCACGUACAACGGCGAGCUCAACCUGCUCUGCAUCACAGCACUUCAAAUCAAGUUUCAACGUGGUGGGUAUAUCGACACACGGUCCAAAAUGACGUCGAUGCCUCUUGAUCCGUACGGGAACGACGCGAGCAAUGGCCUCAUGGACUUUUUCACCGCCAUCAUGUUUGUGACAGUCGUCUCGAUCGAGUAUCGCAAGAUAUCCCGGCACCGCAUGCGCCACACGGUCGUGUGGACCAAGUGGCGCACCAUCACAUGGAUGUCGCUGGUGUCCGUGUUGACAUUUUAUGUCUUUUGGACCAUCUUAAGCGUCAUGGUGGACGCGGACGGCCUCAAGCAUGACAUCAUCACGAUGCAAGACCCAGCGUUUGACUUUGAUGCGAGUUACGACCUGGGGGUGCAGUACUUGAGCACGAUCAUGGAGAGGAUGAAGUCGAUGGGCACGAUCAUGACGAUUCUCCGGCUCAGCGCCAUGGUCGCGAUGUGCUUGCUCAUGUUUCGCAUCCUCGGCUCGUUGCGGUUCCACCCGGGGCUGAAUGUAGUCAUGGCGACCCUGACCAAGUCGCUUCGAUCGCUCGCGCCGUUCUUCUUUGUGUUUGUCGUGUGCCUCUCGGCGUUUGUCCUGUCGGGCUGUUUGCUGUUCGGCGACAGCACCAAGGCCUUCGGCUCCAUCGGCAUGUCGUACGUGACCGUCGUCAACAUGUUGUUUGGCCAGUUCAACCCAGACACUGUCCUCGACGUCAACUACUACACAGCCGUCGUGUGGUACUGGAGCGCCAUGGUCAUCCUUUUCCUGGUCCUUUUUAACAUGCUCCUCGCGAUCGUGAUCGACUCGUUUGAGAAGGUGCACGAUCGGACCGAGAAACGAUCGUCGCCGUACUUUGCCGCUAUCUCCGGGCUCGCACGGCUCGAAGGACCAUGGCUGUGGCCAUGGAGCCACCGCGACAUGCAACGGCUCGGACGCGCCGUCCAGUCGAACGAACUCACUGACGUGUCGCCGAGUGCCAUCGCCAAGCACCUCGCCAUUCCAGACGAACAAGCUCGCCGCUUGCUCAUGAAAGUCCGAGCGUUCAAGCAGGUGAUGGAUGUCCUGCGUGAUUCCUACGAGGACGAACACGAACGCGAAGUGGAAGGGCCAUCGACCCAAGACUUGUCCAACCAGCUCACGGCCUUGCAAACCCAAAUUGCGACACUGGUGGCCCGACUCGACUCGCCUGUGUAAUGCCGAUAACAGCAGUCUCCAUCUUGAACGAGAGGCCACGAAACAUCGUUUAGCUAAUCCAGUGGAAUCCCGCUGGGUACGGACAGAUCAUUUUGCGUGUACGCGCAGUGCUCAAGCAGACGUGUACGGCACGGUCGGCUUUGCAGGAUGAUGCGUGUGUGGCUCAUCCUCCCAACGAUAUGAAUGGAACGUCGCGGCGGGUGGCGUCGUCGUCCCAGUGCCUCCCCUCCAAUCCCUCCGCUUUUGGACGAGUGACGGGCCAUGACGUGGCGCUUUGUCCUAAGACUAAAGUGUACUCCGCACAGUGCAUGUAUCGAUUUGUCUUCGUGACCUCCGUAUGGACGGCAUAGGAGCAGCAGUCACGUCGGCUCAAAUCCAAGGACAACCUCAUCCGUUCCGGCAUGGCUGCCCUCGAUUUGGUCAUGCUCCAGUGCGGACGUGUCAUG